Molecule: messenger RNA, 2478 nt
Organism: Girardinichthys multiradiatus
Lineage: Eukaryota; Metazoa; Chordata; Actinopteri; Cyprinodontiformes; Goodeidae
Gene: map2k4b
Product: mitogen-activated protein kinase kinase 4b
Exons: 13
Coding region: 873-2129 (418 amino acids)
Biological process (GO): MAPK cascade; protein phosphorylation
Molecular function (GO): ATP binding; JUN kinase kinase activity
Source: RefSeq, a predicted model, not a curated record
GGAGUCUUUUUUUGUAAUUUGUUAUUUACCUUUUUUUACAUUUUUAAUACAAGAGUAUUGAGAGGGUGAUCUUGUGUUAUAGUUUUAGAGGUGGUAGAUUUUCCUAAAUAUUGGUGGGAAACUUACAGUGCUUUUACAUAGGCAAAGGCUAUAAGUAAUUCCAGAACAUUAAGCAGCAAAAUAAAUUGUUCCAGGGAAGGUACAAAACCUUUUGGGUAUGUACUGAACAAAGAAAUGUUAGCAGCCAACGUUUUAAGUUUUUUUCUUGAGCAUCAACAUGCUUCUGGGAAUAAGAGGAAAUUGUGGAUGUUGUUUUGUAUAAAGUUUGCAGAAAAACAGACUUUGAUUUAGCCGUGAUUGACCAGUGUUUGUGACAGUUCCACCCAGAGAAGACCAAAAGGCCUGACAAGGCCUCUGUCUGAUAAACCAUGCAAGUCUAUUCUUGACGUUCGGAGGUCAUGAUUCGACUUGCACGAUCUUUUGAGAUGCUGACAAUCUAACUUUGAGAAAAACCCAACAGUUGGAUAAAUAUAUAAGCAGUGAUCAUGUUUGUAAGUGUAAUUAACAUAAAGGUUCUGCAAAUCUUAAAUAAAGGCAGCCAUGUAUAUUGGACAUUUUAAGUUAUACGUUAAAACAGAAGUUCAUUUCACAGAAUGUUUUGUAGUGUUAUAUCACAAAGUGACAAUAUUUCACGGUAAGGUGGUGGUAAACUGGAUUUUCGGCUGUCCUUUAAGGCAGCAGCGGCCCAGACGUGGACGUUGUACAGCUGCUGCGCUGCGUUCAAGUGACGCAGUGUCCCGUCUGGAGGAAGGGGAGGGCGAAGUUUCACUCUGCAUUGCAGCCCGAGCGCUGGCUGCUGCCGGAACACAACAAUGGCGACUCCCAGUCCGAACAGCAACUCUACAGGCUCCGGCAACAUUCUGGGGGCCACGUCGCACCACCUUCACCAACAGACACAGAGCAGCAGCAUGCAAGAAACCAACACCUGCUGGAGAUGUCAAAAUGAAACAGGGUUUCAGAUAAGCCUGUCUGGAGUGCCCCAAAGUAAACGUAAAGCUCUGAAGUUAAAUUUCGCCAACCCUCCGGUGAAACCAACCUCCAGGCUCCCGCUUCAUCCUACGGUGCCUUCUUUCCAGAAUCCUCACAUACAGCGUCUGCGGACACACAGCAUCGAGUCAUCUGGGAAGCUUAAGAUCUCCCCAGAGCAGCACUGCGACUUCACCGCAGAGGACCUGAGAGACCUCGGGGAGAUCGGCCGUGGGGCCUACGGCUCUGUCAGCAAGAUGGUCCAUAAACCAACAGGCCAGAUCAUGGCAGUCAAGAGGAUUCGCUCCACUGUGGAUGAGAAGGAGCAGAAGCAGCUGCUGAUGGAUCUCGACGUGGUGAUGAGGAGUAGUGACUGUCCCUACAUUGUCCAGUUCUACGGCGCCCUCUUCAGAGAGGGGGACUGUUGGAUUUGUAUGGAGCUUAUGUCUACCUCAUUAGACAAAUUCUACAAAUAUGUUUAUUGCGUAUUAGAUGAUGUCAUUCCAGAGGAAAUAUUAGGCAAAAUAACAUUAGCUACCGUUAAAGCACUGAAUCACUUAAAAGAAAACUUGAAAAUAAUUCACAGAGACAUCAAACCUUCCAACAUUUUAAUGGACAGAAGGGGUAAUAUCAAACUAUGUGACUUCGGCAUCAGCGGCCAGCUGGUGGAUUCCAUAGCCAAGACUAGAGAUGCAGGCUGCAGGCCUUACAUGGCACCUGAGCGGAUAGACCCUAGUGCUUCCAGACAGGGCUACGAUGUCCGGUCCGACGUUUGGAGCUUGGGAAUUACUCUGUAUGAGUUAGCGACAGGGAAAUUUCCUUACCCCAAGUGGAAUAGUGUUUUUGAUCAGCUGACACAAGUGGUGAAAGGAGAGGCUCCACAGCUCAGCAACUCAGAGGAGAGGCAGUUCUCCCCCAAGUUCAUCAACUUUGUUAACCUAUGCCUUACAAAAGAUGAAUCAAAAAGGCCAAAGUACAGGGAACUUCUGAAACACCCAUUUAUUCUGAUGUACGAGGAGCGCUUUGUGGAUGUCGCCAGUUACGUGUGUCGCAUCCUGGAUCAGAUCCCUGCCUCCCCCAUCUCUCCUAUGUACGUUGACUGAUGCCAAGAGCGGUGUGCCAGCGGGGUCCCUUAACGUGCAGUGGGUGGUACACUAAGCUUUGUGAUGCGACGCUUGUCAUCUUAGCCUUCAGUUACCUAAGAUCACCUGUUUGUUCACACUUCCCAAAGAACAAAGGAAUGAAUUCCAAAGUUCCCAGUGCAAUAAGAAGAAAAUCAAAAAGAGAAACUUUUCCCUGCUUAUCUUAAGAUCCCAAAAUAUAAUAUUUCAUCUAAAAGCAGAAAAACUUGAAGCAGUAACUUUAUCUUAGUAAAGCAACUUUUCAUGCGACACAAAACAUAAAGUAUAUGUGGGAAAAAAGAAAACUAUAUAUAUAUAUAUAUAUAUAUAU